CACGGUUUGAAUUAGCGGAGAGACAAUACUAUAGUCGUAUCGUAAAUAAAUAAUAUUUUGUUUUUUAUUAGGGAGCAAUGUCUUCAGUUGGCUAUUUUAGGGAGUUUGUUAAAGAGCGACUUACUGCUGCUGCUGAAGAAAUAUUCGGAGUUUUUAUAAAAACUGUCUUCGAGUACGAGGAACAGAUCGACCGUCAGCGCAGACUGUUGGAUAUCGUUUGGAAACCUGAAAUAAAGUUACACAGGAUAGAGCUCCCACAGCAACGUGUCUGUGAGGAGGAGGAGGAGGAGGAGGAGGAGGAGGUUCCUGCUGACCAGCAGCUCUGUAUUCAGGAGAGGAACUCCAGUCUGGACCAAGAGGACCCAGAGCCUCCACAGGUUAAAGAGGACCCAGAGCCUCCACAGGUUAAAGAGGACCCAGAGCCUCCACAGGUUAAAGAGGAACCAGAGCCUCCACAGGUUAAAGAGGAACCGGAGGAACUCAGCACCAGUCAGGAGGGAGAGCAGCUUGUAGUGAAGCAGGAGACUCCUACUUAUGAGGAAAGUGACUACAGUGAAGAUCAGACUACGUACAUAACUCCUGAUGACACAUUGAUUGCGGCGGAGACAGAGUCUGUAUUCAUUAUACCAGUUAGAAGCUCAGUGCUACAUGAUACAGCCAGCUACUACCAGCUCCUCUCUGGUGAUCAAUUGGAGCCAAAACAACAGAAAACCAGAAGUCACAUUAACAAUGUAAGCAGUCCUAACCUGUCAGAGAAUAACUGUAAAACUGACCAAGGUAAAAAGCCUUUAAAAUGUGACACAUGUGGAAAAUAUUUUAAGAUUAAGUCACUAUUGCAGAUACACCAGAGAAUCCACACAGGUGAGAAGCCAUAUUCUUGUAAAACUUGUGGAAAAGAUUUCCGGCAUAAUAAUACCUUAGUGAUCCACAUGAGAACACACACAGGUGAGAAGCCGUACGCUUGCAAUACUUGCGGGAAAAGAUUUGCUGACAAUUCAUCAUGCAAAAAGCAUAUGAAAUCCCACAUAAGUUAGAAUCCGCAUUCUCAUAAAAUAUCAGGAAAAAUAUUUUGAAAUUAGUUGUGACUUUAAAAAUCCACAUGAGAAUCCAAAACAGUUGAGAAGCGGUAGACUUGUAAAACGUGGGAGAGCUUUCAGACAGAGUGGUGAUUUGAUCAUCCACAUGACAUCACAUGACAGAAGGCCACACUGGUGAGAAUCUCUUCAAAAGAUAGAAACCACUGAGCUGAUACUACAGUAGAAAUGUUUUGUCAAACGGAAUGAAAUGCACCUUUGAAGCAGCAACAUCUCUGUUACUGAAUGUAAAACAUUUUUUCACACAGAUGAGAUGUCAAAAUCUCAAGGUAAAGUUUCCCUUGAUAUGACUUGAUUAAAAUAAUGAUGUGAUCCUGAUUGUUGUUGAUUUUGCCAAAUGUACAUUUACCAAAUAUGUCUUAAUCACUUAACAGUUUAAAACGGACUUAUAAUCUAGUCUGUGAUAGUUCUAUAUGAAGCUUCCUAAGCAUUUUUACAAAAAUUCAGAUUUUACAUUUGAGAUUGGUUGGCUUCUGUUUUAUACUACCAAGAAAGACUUCAUAUUGAAUGUGGCUUCUUGCUUUUUUAUUUUUUAUUUCAUUUUUUAACAAACCACCUCAUUCAUAUACCUGGCCACAUUUUUGGAAUUUCCCUUUAAUGACGUGCUGUAUUUUGCUGUCAAUGAUGUUACAGUCCAACGCUGCAACCAACUAAAAUGGGACACCAGUAAAGUGAAGUAAAAAUAAAUGAGCAUUUAAA
Molecule: messenger RNA, 1793 nt
Organism: Centropristis striata (black sea bass)
Lineage: Eukaryota; Metazoa; Chordata; Actinopteri; Perciformes; Serranidae
Product: zinc finger and SCAN domain-containing protein 12-like
Exons: 2
Coding region: 78-1034 (318 amino acids)
Biological process (GO): regulation of transcription by RNA polymerase II
Molecular function (GO): RNA polymerase II cis-regulatory region sequence-specific DNA binding; DNA-binding transcription factor activity
Source: RefSeq, a predicted model, not a curated record